CUAUAAAAUAAAAGUAGCUAGCUGUGUUGGGAGAGUUCAAGUCAUCGAUCGAAGAUGACGAACUCCUUUGAGCUUAUUUUUCCAACCAGCCCAAAGAUGCAGAAGAGAGGAUCAUUGUCAUCAGCCGGAGGAGGAGGCAGCAGCAGGAGCAGGACUGAUAUUAAUCUCUUGAUGGAGCAUGGAAUGAUGACCGAAAUUCUGAUACGUCUGCCUACCAUGGAGGAGAUACUCCGCUGCAUGGCCGUAUCCAAGCAGUGGUUGUCUCUAAUUCAAAGCCCUUGUUUUUCAGCGGCUUAUACUCUUCAUAAGAUGAAGGAGAUGGCGGUCGCAGACAGCCGCAGUCUGGUCCUGAAUACCAACGGCCGCGAAACAGCCUCAAUCUUGACCAGCCCCAACAUCCACAGUGGCAACCAUAGCAGCCGGCUGAGCAACUUCUCCAUUGAUUUCCUGCCCUACCAAUCCUACGAAGACAGCUUGCAAUACUUUGAGCUGAAGCCUACCAAUAGCAAUACACCCACCGCCGACGAAAACCUCUUUCAACUAAGCCGUGUUGAAUGGAGGAAAGCAUGGGCACGAUAUGACGGCAACUACCAAGGCCUGUCGGUGCCGUUUCAGCUGCCGGAGCCCCACUCGGACCCAAGUCCAGAUACUGGACUCAACUACGAGGACCGCACUGGCCGACGGAGAUUCAGGCACCACUACAACCACGUCGUCGGCUCGUCCAACGGCUUGCUUCUCUGCUCGCCUUUCCCCGGCUACCCAAACAUGUACGCCAUCUGCAACCCUCACACCAAGCAGUGGUACCCGAUUCCGAUUCAGCCCCCCGAUUUCUCCAUCCUCGCCCACAUCGGUUUCAUCGUCCUCGAUCGCUCCUUCAUCAUCGCCCGGAUUCCCCUCAGCAUGGCCCCGCGCCGAACCCAGCUCGACCUGGAAGUCAUGUCGUCCCAAUCCGCCGAGUGGACCGCCAAAUCGGCUCCCCUGCCACGCCCGCUGCUCUGCCCCGACCCUGACUACUCAUUUUUCGACGACGGCAGUGUUAAUCUCGCCGUCAAUCUACACAACCGAUGGCUCUGCUGGAUGCUCGGGGGAAAGCAGCAGGUGGUGCUCUACGACGCCGUCAACGGUGUGGUGGAUUGGGUGAUCGAGCCUCCACGGCGCACACUAGACGGGAUUUGCGUCAGCCAGGGCCGCUUGUGGGCCGCGAGCCUCUGCCGUUCAACCCUCAUCGUCUUCGUGGCUGAAAAUCUACCGCCACAAUCAUCAUUUCCUCAGCAACAACCAUAUUUCAAGCGGAUGAACAAGGUUAGUUUGACCGGUCCAUGGGACUCGCUGAUCCCGUUCAUAGCUCAAGAUUUCGUCAACCCAGAUGAUCCAAACACCAACAACAAAAUCCAAAACAUGAUCCAGGGGCCUAAGCUCGGGGACGUCUUCCUAACUAUGAACCCACAUGAUUCCAAUCAGGUCUACCUUACUUUCCACAACCGUUUCCUCGCCCUCUUCCACAUAACUCAACGAACCCUCAAGUUGAUUGGAGGACAAGGAAGCUUACACACGGAAUCGCACCUCUUCAUAUGUGACAACCCCUCCUGGCCAACUCCACUCCCUACCCUUCACUUUCCUCCUGCUUCAUCUAGAUAGAGAGGCCAGCUAGGCAGUUGGCUUCACGAUGACUAGUUUAUACAUUCAAUUCAAGAACGUUUGUUUCAUAACAUUGUUUGGUUAUUGAUUUAUUUUGUUUGCAACCAAACUAGUAGUAAAUCCUCCAACAUGUAAUAGCAGAGCUUUUUUUUAGGAUUCUCAGCAUUUCAAAUUCCUGGUGCUGAGAGCCACAAAAUUGACUUCCCACCUUUAAUAAAUACACAAAGUUAUG
Messenger RNA from Linum trigynum, 1870 nucleotides. The record is from the annotation of a GenBank genome assembly. NCBI's taxonomy places the organism in Eukaryota, Viridiplantae, Streptophyta, Magnoliopsida, Malpighiales, Linaceae.